Messenger RNA from Oncorhynchus mykiss (rainbow trout), 1398 nucleotides. Lineage: Eukaryota; Metazoa; Chordata; Actinopteri; Salmoniformes; Salmonidae. The record is from RefSeq and is a predicted model, not a curated record.
AUGGCCGCCCGCCCGGUGUGCUGGGCAAAGACGAGCUUCUGUCAAGGACACAGCAGCAAUGUUCCUCAGCUCAGCUUUUUAAAGGUAUUACGACCCAACGCCUCAGAGUCGUCCACACACAUAGACACAACCACCUAUCAACAAUCACCAAUCACAAAUCACCUGUCAACUGGCACUUAUGACCUGCCACCUGUCACCUACCAACUAUCAACAAUCACCUGCUGCCUGCCACCUGCCAACUAUCAACAAUUACCUGCCAUCUACCACCUAUCACCAAUCACCUGCCGCCUGCCACCUACCACUUGCCACCUAUCACCUACCACCUAUCACCUGCCACCUAUCACCUACCACCUGCCACCUAUCACCAAUCACCUGCCGCCUACCACCUGCCCCCUACCACCUAUCACCAAUCACCUGCUGCCUGCCACCUGCCACAUAUCACCUACCACCUAUCACCUAUCACCAAUCACCUGCUGCCUAUCACCAAUCACUUGCCACCUAUCACCUGCCACCUAUCACCAAUCCCUGCUGUCUAUCACCUACCACCUAUCACCAAUCACCUGCCACCUAUCACCUACCACCUAUCACCUACCACCUGCCACCUAUCACCUGCCACCUAUCACCUACCACCUAUCACCAAUCACCUGCUGCCUAUCACCUACCACCUAUCACCAAUCACAUGCCACCUAUCACCAAUCACCUGCUGCCUAUCACCUACCACCUAUCACUAAUCACCUGCCACCUAUCACCAAUCACCUGCUGCCUAUCACCUACCACCUAUCACCAAUCACCUGCCACCUAUCACCUACCACCUGCUACCUACCACCUAUCACCAAUCACCUGCCACCUAUCACCAAUCACCUGCCACCUACCACCUACCACCUACCACCUAUCACCAAUCACCUGCCACCUAUCACCAAUCACCUGCCACCUACCACCUACCACCUACCACCUAUCACCAAUCACCUGCCGCCUACCACCUGCCACCUAUCACCUGCCACCUAUCACCAAUCACCUGCCACCUAUCACCUAUCACCAAUCACCUGCCACCUAUCACCAAUCACCUGCCACCUAUCACCAAUCACCUGCUGCCUAUCACCUACCACCUAUCACCAAUCCCCUGCCACCUAUCACCUACCACCUGCUACCUACCACCUGCCACCUGUCACCUGCCACCUAUCACCUGCCACCUAUCACCAAUCACCUGCCACCUAUCACCUAUCACCAAUCACCUGCCGCCUACCACCUGCCACCUGCCACCUAUCACCUGCCACCUAUCACCAAUCACCUGCCGCCUACCACCUGCCACCUAUCACCUGCCACCUAUCACCUGCCACCAAUCACCUGCCACCUAUCACCUAUCACCAAUCACCUGCCACCUAUUACAACACUGUCUAG